Molecule: messenger RNA, 2247 nt
Organism: Leucoraja erinaceus (little skate)
Lineage: Eukaryota; Metazoa; Chordata; Chondrichthyes; Rajiformes; Rajidae
Product: ELAV-like protein 1
Exons: 6
Coding region: 164-1186 (340 amino acids)
Cellular component (GO): ribonucleoprotein complex
Molecular function (GO): RNA binding
Source: RefSeq, a predicted model, not a curated record
UUUAACGGAUUUUUUUUCGCCUCUCUUCCCUGCUGGGGGGAAUUUUUUUUUUUCCUCUCUCGUCCUCUUCCUCAGCUCGGGUCCCCGGAGAGACGCAAGGAGCCGCUCGACACACUCACCCCGUACGAUUACGGGGCUCGGAGAGAGUGAGCUAUUUUGUGAAAUGUCAAACGGCCACUCCUGCUACAGUAACGGUUACCAAGCAGGGCUUGAUCUCAUGGCUGAAGACUGCAAAGAUCAUGGAGAUGACAAUGCUAGAACUAACUUAAUUGUCAACUAUCUGCCUCAGAACAUGACGCAGGAUGAGCUACGGAGCCUUUUCGGUAGCAUAGGUGAGGUGGAGUCUGCCAAACUCAUUCGUGACAAGGUUGCAGGACACAGCCUGGGAUAUGGUUUUGUGAAUUACGUGGACGCUAAAGAUGCAGAGAGAGCUAUUAAUACACUCAAUGGUCUGAGGCUGCAAUCAAAAACUAUUAAGGUUUCAUAUGCCCGGCCAAGCUCCGAUAGCAUCAAAGAUGCAAACCUAUAUGUGAGUGGACUGCCAAAGACAAUGACUCAGAAGGAUUUAGAGCAGCUAUUUGGACGUUAUGGUCGCAUCAUUACAUCCCGUGUCCUUGUUGACCAAGUCACGGGUAUGUCCAGGGGAGUGGCUUUUAUUCGUUUUGACAGGAAAUCUGAAGCUGAUGAGGCUAUUAACAAUUUGAAUGGGCACAAACCACCAGGUGCUGUUGAGCCAAUUACAGUAAAACUUGCAGCCAAUCCUAACCAGAAAACAAAUGCAUCCUUGCUGGCACAGCUGUACCAUUCACCAGCAAGGCGGUUUCCAGGACCAUUGCAUCAUCAGGCACAGAGAUUUAGGUUUUCGCCGAUGAGUGUUGACAAUAUGAGUAGUUUGUCGGGUGUGAACGUUGGUGGUCACAAUCCUUCUGGCUGGUGCAUCUUCAUCUACAACCUAGGCCAAGACGCAGAUGAGGGAAUCCUGUGGCAGAUGUUUGGCCCGUUCGGAGCUGUGACCAAUGUCAAAGUUAUACGCGACUUCAACACCAACAAGUGUAAAGGGUUCGGAUUUGUAACAAUGACAAACUAUGAGGAGGCUGCCAUGGCCAUUGCUAGCUUAAAUGGUUAUCGCCUCGGAGACAAAAUCCUUCAGGUCUCCUUCAAAACCAGCAAAUCUCACAAGGCAUAAUUUAAAGCUUAAGCGCAUUUGUAAGCAUUUGAUUAGAAAUACACUGCUGAAAGGUGAAUAAGUCCACUUGUGUAAAGCAACUCUUAUUGUUGUGACAGACGUGUUUUGUCUACCAUUACCAUAGAAUAAGUGAAAAGGAUUUUUUUAUAUUACUAUUACUCUGGGAUGCAAUUAACAAGAAAUGUUCAAAUGUUUGAUACCUUACCUUCCAUAUUACUUUUUUUCCACACACCCAAUUAGGAGGAGAAAUAUUGAACUAAUACCUUAGUUCUGUAGAUUUUGAAGUAGAUGACUUUAAUUUGCAAUAGCCUCUUUUUAGUAUGUUUUGUAACUAGGAGUUCGUGAUCGAAUCCCUUGGUUGUAGGCAAUUACAUAAUUCUACAACCUUUUUAGCAUAGCUUCAUAUAUUAGUGAACCUUUCUGAAUUUAAAUAUGCCUGAUUUCUUUCGUUAAAGUUAAUCUGUUGAGAAUUAUUCAUUUACACACUUGAACCAUGUCUGUAGCUAAUAUUUUUCUGUACAUGAUAUAAAUUGUACCUUUGCUGUCCUCCAAUUUCUCAAGAAAAACAGUGUGAAGAGUGAAAAUUGCAUUUGAUUUGUUUUGCAGUAUAUAGUGCAAGAAUGGAGUGUGGUAGCUUUAACCUAUUUUGCCAAAUUUCAAGGUGGAAGAACAUGAUUGGGAAGUUGUGUUUGAGAAGAUUAAAUGUUCCCGUAGGUUCCUGGAGAUUCAAACCUUUGAACGUUUAGGUUUGUUGCACCCCAUCUAGUGAACUCCAUUGCAUUUCUUUAUUAACUUUUUUGUUUUUGCAUAAUUGACAUGCUAAGCUGGGAUAAUGCGUCAGAAUAGAAAGUACUUAAAUGUUUUUCCAUGCAGGUUAGCUGUCAACACAAAGCUUUGUUAAAAUAGAUUUAAAGAAUAAUCUAAAAGUUUUAUCAAACUGCCUUUGAAUUUUGUUAAUGUUCUGUUAUAUAAUUUCUUUUCAUUUUGUUUCCUUUGUUUUGUUUGACUAUUGAUUUUACUUUUGCAUUUAUGAUCAUUAAAUUUGUUUUGUUUUGCUCCAA